This is a messenger RNA of Cetraspora pellucida, 120 nucleotides long. NCBI's taxonomy places the organism in Eukaryota, Fungi, Glomeromycota, Glomeromycetes, Diversisporales, Gigasporaceae. The record is from the annotation of a GenBank genome assembly.
GUAACAGUUGAGGACAAUAUAGAAGCUAUAGUUAGAAAAAGUGUAAAAAGUGUAAAAACUGCAAUAAGAAAUAAGAUAGAGAUUCUAAAUAGAAAUGUAAAAACCUUAAAUGAGAAAAAG